Molecule: messenger RNA, 289 nt
Organism: Leptosomus discolor (cuckoo roller)
Lineage: Eukaryota; Metazoa; Chordata; Aves; Leptosomiformes; Leptosomidae
Source: RefSeq, a predicted model, not a curated record
CAAUAUUCCCAACCGCUCCACGUUCGUGUGCCCUUACUGCGGGGCUCGGAACUUGGACCAGCAGGAGCUGGUGAAGCACUGCAUGGAGAACCACCGCAACGACCCCAACAAAGUGGUGUGCCCAGUCUGCUCGGCCAUGCCCUGGGGGGACCCCAGCUACAAGAGCGCCAACUUCCUCCAGCGCCUCCUCCACAGGCACAAGUUCUCCUACGACACCUUCGUGGACUAUAACAUCGACGAGGAGGCAGCGUUGCAGGCUGCCCUGGCCCUGUCGCUCUCCGAGAACUGA